AAUGGUGGUAUAAUAACACUUUUAAAUAUGCCAAUUCAAUUUAAACAGGAAUACAUGUAUUUUUAACAGGGAAAUCAAAAAUGUAAGAGUUCAAAUACAUUGUUACACUCCUCGCAUGAGCCCCAGUUUUUUCCCGUGUACAGGUCGCGCAUAAAGUACAUACUUGGCUUAUCAGCGGAGGAGAGUGCCCACUAGAUCGGAUCGGCUGCGAGGCCCAUUCAGAUUUGGCUGGCGUCGCAAUGUUGGCCAUUUAGUUGCCUUAUCGACGGCCAUCGGACUGGGUGUACCCUCACUUGAAUUUCUUUGGUUGCCUUUUUCCGGUGAAGUGCAGUUGCGUUGGAGUCAAAUGGCCAACGCUUGCAAUCGACUGACAUGGUCGCUGUACGCGGUUGUGGUGGUGAUGACGGUCAUGUGGUCAUCCUCGGAGGCUGCCGACAAAGAGGGUUUUCCCGUGUCCAUAAUCCACAUCAAUGAUUUGCACGCCAGGUUCGAGAUCACGGACACCUCCGGUGGCACCUGCGACAAGGGUGAGGAGUGCAUCGGUGGCUAUCCGCGCACCGUCUACACCGUGAGGCGGCUGCUCCAGGAGCAGGCGGAGCUCAAUCCCAUCUACAUCAAUGCUGGCGACAGCUUUCAGGGCACGUUGUGGUACAACGUCGGUCGAUGGAACGUCACCCAGCAGAUGCUGAACCUUCUGCCCGCUGAUGUCAUGACCCUGGGCAAUCACGAGUUCGAUCAUGGAGUGGAGGGCUUGGUGCCCUUCCUGGAGACGGUGCAAACCAACAUGCUGGUGGCCAACAUGGACUGCGCCCAUGAGCCCACCCUGGAGGGCAAGUACAAAAAGUCGAUGAUAAUCGAGCGAUCGGGUCGCAAGAUUGGCGUGAUUGGUGUUAUCCUGGAGACAACUUACGAUCUGGCCAAUACCGGCAAGGUAAUCUUCCGCAAUGAGAGCGACACCAUCCGCGAGGAGGCGCAGCUGCUGAAGGCCCAGGGUGCCAACAUCAUCAUCGUGGUCUCCCACUGCGGCUACGAUGUGGAUCAGCAGAUCGCCGCGAAUGCCGGCGACUGGAUCGACGUCAUUGUGGGCUCCCACUCGCACACCUUCCUCUACACGGGUGUGCCGCCCGGUCCACACAGUGCCGCCGGUGAUUAUCCCACCGAGGUGAUCCACAGCUCUGGCCACCGCGUCCUCAUCGUCCAGGCAUCGGCCUAUGCCCGCUACGUGGGCAACCUGAUCGUCUACUUCGAUGACAAUGGCGAUGUGCUGGACUUCGAAGGCGAUCCGCUCUACAUGGACCAAUCCGUGCCAGAAGACGAGGAAGUGCUGGAGGCUAUGCAGCCAUGGAAGGAGGAGAUCGACGAAAUGGGCAAGGUAGUGGUGGGCACUUCCAAGGUGGACCUCACCAAGGACGAUUGUGCCGCCGGAGAGUGCAACCUGGGUAACUUCUUCUGCGACGCCAUGGUCCAUUCUUUCGUGGGAAUGGCUUCGUAUGAAGAGGAGAACUGGACGAAUGUAUCCGCCGGACUCAUGAACAUCGGAGGACUCCGCGUGCCGCUUUACAGAGGCGAUCUCACGUACGCCCAUAUAGUCAGCAUGUCGCCGUUCGAGAAUACGCUAGUUUCCUACAAUCUGCCGGGCAACAAGAUAGUGGAGGCAAUGGAGUGGGCCGUGAGCAAGGUGGACCUUGAGAACGGGGUGACCGGAUCGCAUAUCAAUCUGCAGUUAUCGGGCAUCCGGGUGAAAUACGACUACACGAAGCCCGUGGGAUCGCGGGUUAUAUCCGCAUCGAUUCGUUGUGCGGAUUGCCAGGUGCCCAAGUACGAGCCUCUGGUAUCCAAUAAGCUCUAUCGCCUCACAUCGCCCAACUUCCUGCAGGCUGGUGGCGAUGGCUACACCAUGCUAGCCGAGGGCACGGACCUCCAAAUGGGGGUCACGGACUUGGAUGCCCUAAUCUCGUACAGCAAUCACAUCAAUCCCAUUUACCAGGGCCUCGACGGACGCAUCACAGUGCUCAACUGAUUAUGUACUAUAAUCCAUAAUGUUCAUUGUAAUUGUUGCAUUUACCACAAUAAAUGUAUCA
This is a messenger RNA of Drosophila erecta, 2081 nucleotides long. Its product is annotated as apyrase. Gene Ontology annotation, biological process: AMP catabolic process. Lineage: Eukaryota; Metazoa; Arthropoda; Insecta; Diptera; Drosophilidae. Gene Ontology annotation, cellular component: plasma membrane. The record is from RefSeq and is a predicted model, not a curated record. Gene Ontology annotation, molecular function: nucleotide binding; hydrolase activity, acting on ester bonds; metal ion binding. The coding region runs from base 347 to 2020 and encodes 557 amino acids. The transcript has 8 exons.